Messenger RNA from Exophiala aquamarina CBS 119918, 1455 nucleotides. RefSeq names its product ATP-citrate synthase subunit 2. The record is from RefSeq and is a predicted model, not a curated record. Gene Ontology annotation, molecular function: succinate-CoA ligase (ADP-forming) activity. Gene Ontology annotation, cellular component: mitochondrion; succinate-CoA ligase complex. Gene Ontology annotation, biological process: tricarboxylic acid cycle; succinyl-CoA metabolic process. The transcript is spliced from 2 exons. The coding region runs from base 1 to 1455 and encodes 484 amino acids. NCBI's taxonomy places the organism in Eukaryota, Fungi, Ascomycota, Eurotiomycetes, Chaetothyriales, Herpotrichiellaceae.
AUGUCAGCAAAGUCCAUCCUCGAGGCCGACGGCAAGGCCAUUCUCAACUACCACCUCACCCGUGCUCCAGUUGUCAAGCCUACCCCCCUGAAGCCCACUGGUGUUCACAACGCCCCUGCAAAACUCGCAUCGCUGUAUUUCCCAGAGGACGAGAGCGUCGAGACCAUCCUAAACCAGGCCGAGGCCACCUUCCCAUGGCUGUUGACUCCUGGCUCCAAAUUCGUCGCAAAGCCAGAUCAACUGAUCAAGAGACGAGGAAAGAGCGGGCUGCUCGCCUUGAACAAGACCUGGCCUGAGGCCAAGGCAUGGAUUGCUGCCAGAGCCGGCAAGGACCAAAAGGUUGAGACUGUGGUUGGCACACUCAGACAGUUCUUGGUCGAGCCGUUUGUUCCCCAUCCUCAGGAUACUGAAUACUAUAUCAACAUCAACUCAGUCCGAGAUGGUGAUUGGAUUUUGUUUACCCACGAAGGCGGCGUUGACGUAGGCGACGUCGAUGCAAAGGCCGAGAAGGUCUUAAUCCCAGUUGACCUCAAGAAAUUCCCUUCUAACCAAGAGUUGGCUGCUACCCUGCUCAAGAAGGUGCCCAAAGGUGUCCAUAAUGUCCUUCUCGACUUUAUUGUCCGAUUAUACUCUGUUUACGUCGACUGCCAAUUCACCUAUCUCGAGAUCAACCCCUUGGUCGUCAUCCCCAAUGCUACCGGCACAUCUGCUGAAGUCCACUUCCUUGAUCUCGCCGCUAAGAUCGACCAAACCGCCGACUUCGAGUGCGGUACCAAAUGGGCCAUUGCACGCAGCCCCGCUGCUCUGGGUCUCCCUGGUGUCAAAGCUGACGGGAAAGUGACUAUCGACGUGGGACCUCCUUUAGAGUUCCCUGCACCUUUUGGUCGUGAACUCACCAAGGAAGAGAAGUACAUCUCAGACAUGGAUGCAAAGACUGGUGCUUCUCUCAAACUUACUGUCCUGAAUUCUCAAGGCCGAGUAUGGACUUUGGUUGCUGGUGGUGGUGCUUCAGUUGUUUAUGCUGAUGCCAUUGCCUCUGCCGGCUUUGUAAGCGAGCUGGCAAACUACGGUGAAUACUCAGGAGCACCAACUGAGACCCAGACAUAUAACUACGCCAGAACCGUCCUAGAUCUCAUGCUCCGUGCCCCACAGCACCCAGAGGGCAAGGUGCUCUUCAUUGGUGGUGGUAUCGCCAACUUUACAAACGUUGCCUCUACAUUCAAGGGUGUCAUUCGUGCUUUGCGAGAAGUCUCUACUGUCAUCAACGAGCACAAGGUCCAGAUCUGGGUACGACGUGCUGGCCCCAACUACCAGGAAGGCCUCAAGAACAUCAAGGCUGUCGGUGAAGAACUCCAAAUGAACAUGCACGUCUACGGCCCAGAAAUGCACGUCAGUGGUAUUGUGCCAUUGGCCCUGCUCGGCAAGAAAUCCACCAUCCCCGAAUUCGGUGGCUAG